UGUUGCACCUUCACUUGACAUCCAUCUACAAACCCACGAGAGACGUUUGCCUUUCAAGCAGCAGGUGUAGUCUCAUCAUCAUCAACACAUUUCACAGUAACAAGGAGAAGAUCAACCAGUUAUCGAUGUCGGAGAAUGUGGUUUCUUCAGUUACUCAGAUUCCAAGUAUCGCGGAAGGAGUAAUUCAAACACAGUCUCAAUCGGUUCAAUCAACUGCAAGAAACGAACCAGUUCAAUCACAAUCUCAACCCAACUCUUCGGUUCAACCAACUAGAAGAUUGAAGAGGGAUAGAUCAUCGAAACAUGUAACUCUAUCCGUCGAUGAAACAGGAAGAGAGAUACUCACAUGUAAUUUUUGUCAAAAUGUUAUUCAUGUUGGGGGUGAGAUGGCAUCAUGUGAAAAAGUGACUUCAAAUGCUUGUUUUACUAUCCCGGAGGAAGAGGAGGAAGAAGAAGAAGAGGAAGCGGAAACAGCAGUGCGAAACGUCAAAGCACGACUUGUUCAAGAGAGAGAAGAAAGCCGCAAAGAAGCAUUAGAUGCAUUAGAUGAUAUAAACGAAGCAUUAGAUGAUAUAAACGAAUGUCUCGCCCCGACAGAAAAGCUUCUACUGGGAGUUAUGAAAGAUCUAGUCAAAUUGGUUUUUUCAGGUGUCAAAUCCUAUUCCAAGAGCAAAUGAUCAAACGACAGUCGAUGUGGUUUAUGUCUAUGUCUAUUAUGGUAUGUAGUUUAACGUUAAGUCUUUCGUAAGCUUCAUGAACUUAUGAUGGUCAGCUAUGUGUGUUGUUUUUAUGUAAUGCAUUAGGAAUAUUUGCAGUUUGCAUUAUUCCACAUUUUGGUUGAAUUGCAUUGGGCAUUUUGUA
Molecule: messenger RNA, 861 nt
Organism: Helianthus annuus (common sunflower)
Lineage: Eukaryota; Viridiplantae; Streptophyta; Magnoliopsida; Asterales; Asteraceae
Exons: 4
Coding region: 126-677 (183 amino acids)
Source: RefSeq, a predicted model, not a curated record